Tuber melanosporum (Perigord truffle) is the source of this 1178-nucleotide messenger RNA. RefSeq lists its product as uncharacterized. The record is from RefSeq and is a predicted model, not a curated record. NCBI's taxonomy places the organism in Eukaryota, Fungi, Ascomycota, Pezizomycetes, Pezizales, Tuberaceae. The coding region runs from base 412 to 1008 and encodes 198 amino acids. The transcript has 2 exons.
GAUUGAAUAAGGCGCAAUCGUGAUGGCAAGCAGAUUAAAAUGCUAGGCGGGUCCUUUUUUUUUUAUCUCCGGUCGCUAGACGAAUGAUACGGCAUGAUCGGGCUGCACAUGCAACCAGUGCCAGCGGGCGAAUGGGAAGGAGGUGCGUGCGAAAGUGGCCGACCAAUGAAGCCACGGUGCGAAACGCAAAACCCGUUAGCAAAAGGCUAGGUUGUAUUCUAGACUGCCGAAGUGCGGGGAACACCGACGUGCCAUGACAGCCUUGUGUGUUUGUCAAAGUGUUGUUACGAGGCGAGCGGGGGUACAAGUAGGAUGCUCCCUGCUCCCCGGAGGCAGAAUUCUUGAGUCCUUCGAGGAUUCCUUGAGAGUGAGGGUUUCGAUUGUUCAGGUUGAUAGGAUAUCUACAGCAUCAUGUCGUACGCGCCUAAGCGAAAAACAGAGGGCGGCUCUGAUCGACCCACGAAAUUAGCGGCGAGACCACGACAACCAGCCUUUCACAAUUUGAGAGAAAAAUAUCCUACGGUGGAAAAACUAGAGGAGCAUCUGAAGAGCUUGUCACGACCAGCGGUAGAGGCGCUCAUCCUCUCCGGAGCAUUCCCAGAGGCCGCCUCGGAUCUCCGCCACUGCGUUUACUGUCACAAAACCUUCCAUAGACUGGCCAACAGAGGCGGUUGCGCCGUCACACAUUUUAUAGAAGAACCCUACGAAUUUGGCGAUGAGGAGGAGACGCAGGAAUUCCUGUGCUGCGGCGCUAGAAUACGUUACUCGGAAUUCGACGAGCACGAGGACGAUCCCGCCGACAUGUAUCCAUAUUGCUACCAAGGACGGCACUGGGAGGUGGAAAUCACAACGGACGAUGAGAGUGAGGCGUUGAAGCAGAAUGAAGCAGAUGAGAUGGUUUCCGAUGAUAAUCCGCCGAGGAGAGGCUCGAGACCUGUUUGGUGGCGGGGAUGGAGGCAGAAUGGCAUGAGUUGUGAGGAGAUGAAGUGUAGGGAGGUCCAGAGGUAGGGUUUGUUGGGGAGGAGCGUUUAGGCGCUUGGAAAGUCUGUUAUGCACAUUGUGUUGUCUGCUUUGCUUGCUAUGAUUUGAUUUUGAAGUUGUGGUUAAUGCUUAGGAUGUGUGUGUUUGGGUACUUGGGAGGGUUGGUGGUGUUGGUAUGAAUUUUUUACUCGCGUUUU